AUGUCAGCACUCCAGCAAUCAGCUGUCGCGCCUAAAACGAGGGUGAGCCUCCACUAUAACCUGCAAGCCGGCGGGGCACUGUCGCACCCUGGAGGGGGCUUUCAGGUGGGGGUACCGGUACAGUACAUGCUCCGAGCUCGUCCCAGGCGGCUUGCGCUGGGGCGUCGGCCUCCACGUUGUCGCAAACCGCGCCCGCUGCCUGCUGCCCGCUGCCCGCUGCCCGCUGCCCGCUUCCCUCCGACGAUCAGUAAACGCCCCCGUAGUCGCAUUUGUCGUGCCAGCUCGAAUCCUGACUCCUCUGUCCUCGAGCUACCCCGAGAGCAUUCGCCCGGGACCACUCCCGCACCCGCCAUGUACCACCUCGCCAAGGGCAUCUACCGCUAUGCGACCAGCAAGGAGGAAUACUCGGUCAUCCUCCUCGGCCUCGACAACGCCGGCAAGACCACCUUUCACGAGCAGGUCAAAUCCAUGUUCAUCCCCAAUGCUCCCGAGCCCAAGCUCAAGACGGUGCCCACCGUCGGCCAGAACGUCUCGACCAUCCCGCUGGCCGACAUGUAUCUGAAGCUGUGGGACGUCGGUGGCCAGCACUCCCUGCGCAAUCUGUGGCAGAGCUACUACGCCAGCUGCCACGCCAUCGUCUUCAUCAUCGACAGCACCGAUAUUGGCGACGGAAACCUCGAAGACGGCGACAACGACGACCGCCUCGAGGAAUGUCGCCUCGUCCUCGAGGAUGUCCUGCAACACUCCGAGACCGAGGGCGUGCCCCUGCUGAUCCUCGCAAACAAGCAGGACCGGGAAGACUGCGUCGAGACCAUCAGGAUCAAGGAAGGGCUGGUAAAGAAGGUGAUGGAGGGCGACAAGGCCUUGAGCAUCCGCGACUCGCGAGUCCUGUCCAUGAGCGCCCUCACGGGCGAAGGCGUCAAGGAAGCUAUCGACUGGGUGCGCACGCGAGUACAGUGGAAUAAAGAGUCACGACCGCCUGUCAUGCGAUAG
Ilyonectria robusta is the source of this 993-nucleotide messenger RNA. Its product is annotated as P-loop containing nucleoside triphosphate hydrolase protein. Gene Ontology annotation, cellular component: Golgi apparatus. The coding region runs from base 1 to 993 and encodes 330 amino acids. NCBI's taxonomy places the organism in Eukaryota, Fungi, Ascomycota, Sordariomycetes, Hypocreales, Nectriaceae. Gene Ontology annotation, biological process: intracellular protein transport; Golgi to plasma membrane protein transport; protein localization to organelle. The transcript has 2 exons. Gene Ontology annotation, molecular function: GTP binding; GTPase activity. The record is from RefSeq and is a predicted model, not a curated record.